AUGUCAUCAUCAGUUCCUUAUGAUCCCUUUGUGCCCAAUUCGGAGCAAAUUGAUAACACCGUGGAUAUCAUGCGUGAUAACAUAAAUAAGGUUGCAGAAAGAGGUAACCGGUUAGAUUCAAUUGAAAACAAAACUGACUCACUUGCUAUCAGCGCUCAAGGUUUCAGGCAAGGUGCCAACAGAGUCAGAAAGGAUAUGUGGUGGAAAGAUAUGAAAAUGAGAUUGUGUUUGAUCAUUGCUGUUAUCAUCUUAAUUGUUGUGAUUGUUGUUCCUAUUGCCGUUCACUUCAGUUGA
Messenger RNA from Lizanozyma spartinae, 294 nucleotides. RefSeq names its product SNAP receptor (gene SNC2). Gene Ontology annotation, cellular component: plasma membrane; SNARE complex. The transcript is spliced from 2 exons. The coding region runs from base 1 to 294 and encodes 97 amino acids. The record is from RefSeq and is a predicted model, not a curated record. Gene Ontology annotation, biological process: vesicle fusion; vesicle-mediated transport. NCBI's taxonomy places the organism in Eukaryota, Fungi, Ascomycota, Pichiomycetes, Serinales, Debaryomycetaceae. Gene Ontology annotation, molecular function: syntaxin binding; SNAP receptor activity.